AUGAGCUCUCGGCAAAUUCUAACGAAAUUCGGAGUUAUCGACGCUCUCCGAAAUGGAUCAGAGAAAUCAGCGGCAAUGCUCUGGGUACCGGGCUUUUUGGGUACAAUGAACGGAGUCAAAGCGGAGGCGAUUGAAAAAUGGAAUAGAAAUGUGUUUUCUCAAACGCUCUGGCGUUUCAACUAUUCUGGAAUAGGGCAUUCAACAGAAAAUAAUGAUCCAUCGAAAGAUCAUAUCCCAAAGACUUUUCUCAAAGGAGUCGAAGGAAGUUGGCUAGAAGACAUUGAUCUGAAUAAUAUCGAAUCCAUUCCCAUGCAUGUCCUGCAUCCAGAACUCGACGAUAUUUGUCCAUUAGCUGGAUCAGAAAAACUGAAAGAGAAGACAGGCUGUACGCUGGAAAUCUUACCAGGGGCGACUCACUAA
This is a messenger RNA of Oikopleura dioica, 420 nucleotides long. NCBI's taxonomy places the organism in Eukaryota, Metazoa, Chordata, Appendicularia, Copelata, Oikopleuridae. The record is from the annotation of a GenBank genome assembly.